Molecule: messenger RNA, 1844 nt
Organism: Hydra vulgaris (swiftwater hydra)
Lineage: Eukaryota; Metazoa; Cnidaria; Hydrozoa; Anthoathecata; Hydridae
Source: RefSeq, a predicted model, not a curated record
CAAUCUACUUAUGUACGAACAUCCAGAUCAGCCAUGGGUUUUAUUGCCUUGCAAAUAAAAACCAGACAACCUCAAGAGAUUUACCAGGAUCUACUGCUAAACCAUGAAGAAAACGAUGCUCUAAGGGAUCCCAAACAGAUACGCAACAAAAAAUAUUACGAUAAGAUGAAAAACACGACAUUAAGAUCAACAGGAAACCAAAAAAACUUCGCAGACAAUAAUCAACAAGUUAGUUAUGUUCUUCAUGAUCACCUCUUUUUGCAGAGUUUAGAGCAGACAAAGAAUAAGAUUUCAAAUGUAAUUCUUUAUUUGGAAGAAACAAUACAGCAAAUGAAAGCUAUGUGUUCAAGUGCUCGUCCAUCAAUCACUGGGGUUGAUCGAACUUUUAAUCUUGGAGAAGUGUAUGUCACUGUUACAGUAUUUAAGAUGCAGGUUGUAGUCCACAAAGAGCUUCAAUUGAAUCCAAUCUUCAUUGGGCCAUUAUUCCUGAAUGGUGAUGCAUUUGAUGGUACAUACGCCCAUUUCUUUACACACUUACGGAAUAAAUUUAAGGAAGUGUCAUACAAAACUGAAAAUUUUAUUUUCGAAACUGAUCAAGAAAAGGCUAUGAUGUCAGCAAUAAAGCUUGCUUUUCCAGAAUCCAAUCAGGUCUUGUGUAUCCGACACAUAAAACAAAAUGUGGAGUCAUAUCUGGCAGACAAAGUUGGACUAGAAAAAGAAAUGCGUCAAGUUGUUAUGAACGGUUUGUUUGGAAGUCAAGGUGCAGUGUUGUCAGACGAUUCGAUAGUAUUUGAAGAACGAAUUAAGUUUGUCCAAAACAUCUGCAAAAACAAAUAAGGAGACAAUUUUCUAAAGUAUUUAGAUGAACAUCUUGUUCCGAUACUUAAGGAAAAUGUGAUGAGACCUCGUCUGGGCAGAAAAGUCCAAGAUAAUUGGACAAACAAUAAUGCUGAAUCAGCCAAUCAUAUUCUAAAAUGUGCAGUUAAUUGGAAACCAAAACCACUAAUGGAACUAAUUACAAAAAUUUGGAAUCUACUACAAGUUCAACAAAAAGAUCUGCAGCGAGCUAUUAUGGCACAGGACCAUAUACUCUGGCACAAGAAUAUCAACAGCAUGUUAUUUCUCCACAACAAUGGUCACAGAUGUCAACUAAAGACAGACAUAAAGCAGUGAAAAAGUUACUCUGUGCGAGGAUACCAAGCACAAUGUUAACAUCGACUGACGGAAAACUCAAAGUUUCUAUGCCCAAGGGUAGUAAGAAACCAGGUCAAAGGAAAAGGCCAACAGCUGAACGAUCAAUGAAAAUGCCGAAGCAGCAAAGAAAAACAUGCUUUGGCAAAUAAACAGAAAUAAACUGGAUUGUCUCCUUUAAAUAUAACUUUAUAACUUUACGAAUUGUAAAUAAUAAGAAAUUAAAAGAUGAUUGGCGCACACAAGGGGGCCCAAUUUCUAUUAAAUGUUCAGAAAAGCAUUUUUUUAUACCACUGAUUUUAUAAUACGCAGCAUCCCCUCAAUUUGGAUUUCUUUUAAAUAGUUAAAUGUAAGCCGAUGAGCCACUGUUGCGAAUAUCUUUAUUUUUCACUUUAUUAUUAAUAUGAGUCAACAAAUUUGAGUGAUUUGAGUAAAUUAUUUCAAUUGAUUAGGUUUUUUGAAUUUAAUUUGAAAGUUAUUUGUACGUUUAAUAAUUUGUCAAUAAUAUCGCAUAUUGUCUUAUCGGUCAAUAAUUUAAAUAGAUUAAGUUUAUUACUGUUAAUUCGUACGUUAAUAUGGGUUUUUUGGGGGUUAUUUUUGGUUAAAUUAUUUUUCAAUCAUGACGCAUAUUGUCUUAUUGGUUAAUUAUUUGA